UUUCAAACGUCUCAUUCACUCAGAAGAUCUACGGUAGAGAUGGAUGUCUCAAUCAUUAUUCUCGUGUUCGCUAUUAUUACACCAUUGAAGGUGUUAGGAACUUGUCCAAACGGCUGGCUGGAAUAUGGAACUUAUUGCUAUGAGUUCAAUACUCCCAACACAGAAGAGAGGAAGACUUGGACAGAAGCCCGUGACAACUGUGGGCAAAAGAAUUCUGAUUUAGUCAGUAUUUUGAGCCAAGAUGAGCAGACAUUCGUAUUUGCAAACAUACCAGGUACGCAUAAUGGAGGCGGUUUUUGGAUUGGGCUUGAGACAAUAGGCCUGGAUCAAACUUGGAAGGAUGGUUCAACUUCAUCAUACAUUAACUGGGCCGACGAUGAGCCUAACGAUGAUGAUGACUCGCAAGACUGCGUAGAAAUGCUAUACGACACUGGCACUUGGAAUGAUUUGGUAUGCAGCUGGAAAAGGAAUUGGAUCUGUAAAGGAUUAAUACCGGGUUCAUGCGCCAGUGAUGCCGACUGUUCAAGAGAACCCUUCAAGAAAACGUGCCGCGUCCAACUUAAUAGCGCUGGAAUUAGAGUGUGUGGUGAUCCUCAUAUAAGACAGACCAUAAAGAACUCAGAAAGACCACUCUGUUAUGAUUUCGCAGGGAAACCUGGCAAGACGUACCUUUUUUUAAAAGAUAAUGAUUUCGAGAUAACUGCUCGGUUCAUGGACAGUAACGUCACAAACGCUGACAGCAAAUUAGUUGAAUACAUCAGUUUAGUAAACAUAAAGAAAGGACCAGUUUUUAUGACAUUUGAUCUCGACACCAUUACGAUUGCUGUGGAGGGAAAGCCAAUAGAGAAGAUAAGAUGGGCAAUGGGAAAGAUAGCGUUACCUGGUAUGUGGAUGACAACCGACAAAAAGAGGGCGAAUGUGUUUCUGGAUGAUGGGAAUACUACAGUUAAUAUCAUAAGAAAGGGCGCAUCGCCAGGCCAUACUUUUCUGAACUUUGGAUUGUUGGAGAAUGUCAUGUCCACGGAGGCAAAUGGAAUUUUAGGUGACUUGCGUAAUAAAUUAGUUUAUACCCCGAGUGCAUAUGGAAAAAGUGGCACUAUUCGUUGGGCAGGUGUCUCCUUCCCCGUGCACGAUGAUGGAACGACCUGUCUUAAAAUGGAUCCUUUCUAUGAACUGAAAUUCAACACCCCGCUGCAGAUCUUCCAAGUUGACUAA
Owenia fusiformis is the source of this 1215-nucleotide messenger RNA. Lineage: Eukaryota; Metazoa; Annelida; Polychaeta; Sabellida; Oweniidae. The record is from the annotation of a GenBank genome assembly.